Cavia porcellus (domestic guinea pig) is the source of this 2016-nucleotide messenger RNA. It is a transcript of the gene Abhd3, whose product is annotated as abhydrolase domain containing 3, phospholipase. The transcript has 10 exons. Gene Ontology annotation, biological process: medium-chain fatty acid biosynthetic process; medium-chain fatty acid catabolic process; phosphatidylcholine metabolic process. Bases 102 to 1271 code for a protein of 389 amino acids. The record is from RefSeq and is a predicted model, not a curated record. NCBI's taxonomy places the organism in Eukaryota, Metazoa, Chordata, Mammalia, Rodentia, Caviidae. Gene Ontology annotation, molecular function: acetylesterase activity; glycerophospholipid phospholipase A1 activity; A2-type glycerophospholipase activity.
CGGGCUCGGCGUCCCCGGGCCGCUGCGCAGCGCCCGUUGGCGGAAGCCGCGCUGCCGGGCAGGAGAGCUCGGGCCGGGCGCGGCGCCCGGCUCCCCGCGCCAUGCAGCGCCUGGCCAUGGACCUGCGGGUGCUGUCUCGGGAGCUCGCGCUCUACCUGGAGCACCAAGUGCGCGUCGGCUUCUUCGGCUCGGGCGUCGGCUUGUCCCUCCUCCUGGGCUUCGGCGUCGCCUACGCCUGCUACUACCUGAGCAGCAUCGCCAAGAAGCCCCAGCUGGUGACGGGCGGCGAAAGUUUCAGCCGCUUCCUCCGCGAGCACUGCCCGGUGGUGACGGAAACUUACUACCCGACCGUGUGGUGCUGGGAGAGCCGGGGACAGACGCUGCUGCGACCCUUCAUCACCGCCAAGCCCCCGGUGCAGUACCGGAAUGAACUUAUUAAAACCGCAGAUGGAGGACAGAUUUCCCUGGACUGGUUUGAUAAUGGUAACAGUGCGUAUUACACGGAUGCCAGCACCAGACCCACUAUCUUACUGCUGCCCGGCCUCACCGGAACCAGCAAGGAGUCGUAUAUCCUUCAUAUGAUCCGUGUCAGCGAAGACUUAGGAUACAGAUGUGUGGUUUUUAACAACAGAGGAGUAGCAGGAGAGAAUCUCUUGACACCGAGGACAUACUGCUGCGCCAACACGGAAGACCUGGAGACCGUGAUUCACCACGUGCACAGCCUGUACCCCUCUGCUCCCUUUCUGGCCGCAGGGGUCUCAAUGGGAGGAAUGCUGCUUCUCAAUUACCUGGGCAAAAUUGGGCCCAAAACCCCACUGAUGGCAGCUGCCACGUUUUCAGUGGGCUGGAACACGUUCGCCUGCUCGGAGUCCCUGGAGAAACCGCUGAACUGGCUGCUCUUUAAUUACUACUUGACGACCUGCCUGCAGUCCUCGGUUAAUAAACACCGGCAUAUGUUUGUAAAGCAAAUCGAUAUGGACCAUGUCAUGAAGGCUAAGUCUAUCAGGGAGUUUGAUAAGCGCUUCACCUCCGUCAUGUUUGGCUACCCAACCAUCGAUGAUUACUACACUGACGCCAGCCCCAACCGCAGGCUGGACUCUGUUGGGAUUCCAGUGCUGUGCCUCAACUCCGAGGAUGACGUCUUCUCUCCCAGUCACGUAUCCCCCCAAAGAAAAGGAGGAAAAGGAGGCGGCAAAGCAGCAGAGAACAACAAACCCAAAAGCCUAAUCCUCCAUGAUUCGAUAUUUCAGUCCCCAAAGCAAUCCCCAUAGAGACUGCGAAGCAGAACCCGAACGUGGCCUUGGUCCUCACCUCUCACGGAGGCCACAUCGGCUUCCUGGAGGGGAUCUGGCCCCGGCAGUGCACAUACAUGGACCGCGUCUUCCAGCAGUUCGUGCGGGCCAUGGUGGAGCACGGGCACGAGCUGGCGCGCACGUAGCCAUGGCCACAGCCAGGGCCACGGCCAGGGCCACGGGAGGUGGCCGGGGGAGGACUAGGCCUGGCAGAGGCGCCUGCUUUGGGAACACAACGACUUCGACUUCGUAGCGAGACACCGAGCCUAGUUUAGAUUGUCACCCUCGUAGCUUCUGUUUUCCUAGGCCUUACCAAGUGCGACCUUAACAGCAGUAGUCCGCCCUCCGAAAACCGCAGUGUGAGCCGAGUAACUGCUCAGGGUUUCCUGGAUGCUGGGAGUUUCUCGGGGACUCAGCCUAGCGGACUUAGCAAGGGGACUUUGCACAGGUUGAGAGAUCCGAGUUGCUCAGACACAAGCUAGAAACAGUGCGUGCGGCGGGCGCUGCAGCAUACAGGGGCAGCCCAGCGUGGACUCCUGGGCCCCCACUGCUCAGGGGCAAGCGGACCCCAUGACCCGACUUCCACACCGCACUUUUACUCUGGUGAUGUUAAACGAGGGCUGGUUUGUGUUUUGUAACGAUUAUGAUUUACAGGCUUAUUUUUAAAAUAGUGUAUGUGCACAUCUAUAUCAUUAUAUUGAAAUAAAUUGUAUCAUUUUAAUUA